AUGAGAAGUAUAGUCCUUAUUUUUCUUUGUCUUCAUGCUUAUUUUACAGAACAUGCAUCAAUUGAAAUCAAGGAUAAUUUAACUAAACUUGAUUGUACUUAUACGGAUGCAAUAUUUGGUCGUAUUGACUUAUCAAGAGUUGGUUUAAAACAUGGUAUUCCCGCCUUUCGACAUGUGCUCAAAGACGAUUAUUUUUAUUCUUAUAAUCCAUGUUAUUCAUUUUCUGAAAAAUCUUCUUGCACGAAUGUAGCUAUAUGUCAAAUUGCUAAAGAUGGAUCAGCUUAUUAUGCUCUUGGUUUUAAUGCAAUGGUCAGUUGGUCAGUAACACUUGAUGGUAACGUAACACUUGUUUAUUCUACAGAAGAUCGUCAAACAAUAGUUAAUCUUGCUUGUUGGAAUGAAAUCGAUCAACUUGCUAUAAAUGGUGAAUAUGCAUUACGACAUUAUAAUUUAACUUUAUUUAGUAAAUGUGCAUGUUGGAAUGGUUGUUAG
Molecule: messenger RNA, 492 nt
Organism: Rotaria sp. Silwood1
Lineage: Eukaryota; Metazoa; Rotifera; Eurotatoria; Philodinida; Philodinidae
Source: the annotation of a GenBank genome assembly